Messenger RNA from Mobula hypostoma (lesser devil ray), 1300 nucleotides. It is a transcript of the gene nr2e3, whose product is annotated as nuclear receptor subfamily 2, group E, member 3. NCBI's taxonomy places the organism in Eukaryota, Metazoa, Chordata, Chondrichthyes, Myliobatiformes, Myliobatidae. Gene Ontology annotation, biological process: positive regulation of transcription by RNA polymerase II; negative regulation of transcription by RNA polymerase II; anatomical structure development. The transcript is spliced from 8 exons. The record is from RefSeq and is a predicted model, not a curated record. Bases 1 to 1218 code for a protein of 405 amino acids. Gene Ontology annotation, molecular function: RNA polymerase II cis-regulatory region sequence-specific DNA binding; zinc ion binding; nuclear receptor activity.
AUGAACAUCACCCCAACAGAAUUAUCAGUCAGCCCAGAGUUGGAGGCCAACCAGGCAGUAAAGAGUCCAAGUCCAGGGAAGUCUCUCAGUCCCGUGCUGAUGUGUAAGGUGUGCGGGGACACCAGCAGUGGAAAGCACUAUGGCAUCUACGCUUGCAAUGGCUGCAGCGGCUUCUUCAAGAGGAGUGUCAGAAGAAAGCUCAUCUACAGAUGCCAGGCUGGUACAGGGAUGUGUCCAGUGGAUAAAGCCCAUCGGAAUCAGUGCCAGGCCUGCAGACUGAAGAAGUGUUUGCAGGCUGGAAUGAAUAAAGACGCUGUACAGAACGAACGGCAGCCGCGAAGCACUGCCCAGGUGCGGGUGGACACAGCCGAACUGGACCCCGACAAAGAGCACAUUGCCACGACCAGGGAGAAUACUUCAUCAUCCGUUACCACGCAGCGACCCAUUUCCUCCAAUACCAAUUCCAACCAGAGGACCAGCAGCCCACAGAACAACCACAGGUUCAUGGCUAGCCUAAUGACAGCGGAGACCUGCGCCAAACUGGAACCCGAGGACGCGGACGAGAACGUUGACGUGAUGAGUAAUGAGCCCGAGAGGACAGCCACCGAAUACCAGAUGUCCACCUACCCGCCCAGCAGCCCUGAAAGUGUUUACGAAGUUUCAGCCAGGCUGCUCUUCAUGGCAGUGAAAUGGGCCAAGAACCUGGCAGUGUUUUCCAACCUGCCCUUCAGAGACCAGGUAAUUUUGCUGGAGGAAGCCUGGAAUGAACUGUUCCUGCUCUGUGCUAUCCAGUGGUCCAUGCCCCUGGAGGGCUGCCCUUUGUUAUCAUCACCUGAACUCUCUCUCAGCCCUCAGGGAAAGAGCAGCUCCACUAUGGCAGAUGUUCGCAUUCUGCAGGAGACCAUCGGCCGCUUCAAGGCCCUUGUUGUGGAUCCGACAGAGUUCGCCUGCCUGAAAGCGGUGGUGCUGUUUAAACCAGAAACACGAGGCUUGAAGGACCCUGAGCAGGUUGAGAAUCUGCAAGAUCAGUCACAGGUGAUGCUGGGUCAGCACAGUCGGACGCACUACCCCAUCCAGCCGGUCAGGUUUGGGAAGUUGCUUCUGCUCCUGCCUUCACUGCGCUUUGUCUCAGCAGAACGAAUUGAACUGCUGUUCUUUCACAGGACCAUUGGCAACACUCCCAUGGAGAAACUUCUUUGUGACAUGUUUAAGAGCUGAACUUCCUAAAUGGUCCCUUUAGAUUGUCCUAUUAUUUCAUCUUCUCUAGAGGGCGCACAAUAAAAUUAUUUCCCCUGCUUUC